AUGGCCUCGCAGCCGCAACGCCUGCUUGCUCAAUAUUCCCUCCCACUAACGUCGGAAACAGCCCUCCCGGCCGUGGUACUGCCGACCCCGAGCGACCUACGCGCCGUGCGCCGUAUCCUUGCCCAGUGUGGCCUACCCGCGGAGCUCGUUUUCUCCAUCCUCCACGAGGCUGCCUAUUACGCCGCCGUGCGUAGUACGCUCCGUGACUGGGACCCCGCGCCGUACGACGAGGAUAACGACGGCGACAACAACGACUAUGACGACGACAUGGGAGAUAUAAUCUAUGGGAUCGACGAUGACAUCGACGAUACUACCAACAACGCCAGGUCAGAGCACAGCUCAGACACGCACCCAAACAACCAUGCGCCGGACAACGUGGGCGCGCCCUUGCUCAUCGACGCCGGAUUGGGCUGCGUAAAGCCAGAUGGCGGCAGCUGUGCGGCGCGCCUCUGCAUGCUCACCCCGCCGCUCCCUCACGGUGCCCCGGGCGAAACGUGGCGCGCCAAGGCGGUCGUCUGGGACGUCGAGGGCCACGACCAGGGCUGGGGCGGCGAACGGCCAGGCACCUUCGACGCCGCAUACUCGUGGUACGAGGCGACUAUCAUCCGGCCCACGUCCUCCGCAGAUGCCCUGAGCGACCAUCCCAGGCGCACGCUCGCGUCCUGCUGGGACACACUCAAUCGGCCGCACUGCUCCCCCGAGACAGCGCGCCCUCUCCUCACUUCGCUCGGCUACACGUUCGUAGAGGCGGGCGCCGACUCGGGCCCAGCAUGGUUCGUGCAGCGCAACCGCGUCGCGCGCGGGAAGUUCGCCCGCUACCACGUUGAGUGGAGCACAGACGGCGCGGUGCUGCCCCCGGGGUCUGGCCCGGGCGCGGGCUUCUUGGAAGCGCUCCGCCCGGGGGAUGUCGUCGCGCUUUGGAUGCGCGCGAUGUACCCUGGCUGGGCGAACACUCUCCGGGCGGCGUCGGUGAAGGUUCUGUACGAUGUGUACUGAGGCGAAAUCUGUGAGACUGAUGUAUGCUGAACACGUUAUCUGAGGCGACUCACCCUUCCACUCGUAAAUUUGUACACGUACCCGAUCACAUGCAUGUAGACUUUCGAAGCCGGCAGUGUGGCGCUGUACCCGUUUUUGGAGCUUGA
This is a messenger RNA of Trametes versicolor FP-101664 SS1, 1142 nucleotides long. RefSeq lists its product as uncharacterized. The record is from RefSeq and is a predicted model, not a curated record. NCBI's taxonomy places the organism in Eukaryota, Fungi, Basidiomycota, Agaricomycetes, Polyporales, Polyporaceae. The transcript has 2 exons. Bases 1 to 996 code for a protein of 331 amino acids.